CUUGAAACUCUACCACAUACAAAGGCAUGAUCGUAUCUUCUCUCACCAAGCCCACUACUCGCUGCUUCAUCCUCUGCUGCAAAAAUGGCAACUUCCAUUAAAGUCUUUUCGCUUUUCACAAUCCUCUUUACCUGUGAGAUCGACGUCUUCUCCUCCACCACAACGGCCGCGUACUCCAUCGGCGUUAACUACGGGACAGUGGCGAACAACCUCCCUCCUCCGUCACAAGUAGCCACCUUCCUUAAAACUAAAACCACCAUAGACCGCAUCAAACUCUUCGAUGCAAAUGCCGAUAUCCUCAAAGCGUUUGCCAACACCGGCAUCGCCGUCACCGUUACAGUGGGCAACGGCGAUAUUCCUUCACUCGCCAAGCUUCCCGCAGCCCAGUCCUGGAUCGCCAACAACAUCCUGCCUUUUCACCCGCAGACCAAACUCAAUUACAUCGCCGUUGGAAACGAAAUCCUGGCCACGUCGGACAAAUUUCUCAUCGCCCACCUUUUACCCGCCAUGAAAGCUCUUAGAUCGGCUCUGGACAGCGCAAAUGCUUCCACGAUCAAGGUUUCCACGCCGCAUUCUCUCGGAAUUUUAUCGGCCUCGGAGCCGCCGAGUUCCGGUAAAUUCCGCAAAGGAUACGAUAAAGCAAUUUUCGCGCCGAUUUUGGAGUAUCACAGACAAACAAAAUCGCCUUUCAUGGUGAACCCGUACCCGUAUUUUGGUUUCCAGCCUGAAACCCUCAACUACGCCCUGUUCAAGCCAAACGCCGGCGUUUUCGACCCGGUUACGGGUGUAAAUUACACCAACAUGUUUGAUGCGCAGAUGGAUGCGGUUUACUGGGCAAUGAAGAAAGUCGGUUACGAGGACGUGGAGAUCGUGGUGGCGGAGACCGGCUGGCCGUCGGCUGGGGACCCGGGUCAACCCGGCGUGAGCUUGGAGAAUGCACUGUCAUACAACGGAAACCUCGUGAAGCACGUGAACUCAGGUAAAGGGACUCCAUUGAUGCCCAACAGGACUUUCGAAACGUACAUUUUCUCUUUGUUCAACGAGAAUCUUAAGCCGUCUGUUUCGGAGCAGAACUUCGGGUUGUUCAGACCCGAUCUAACUCCAGUAUACGACGUGAGCAUUUCACGUGACGGACAGGUAACCCUUUUCUUCUCCGAUGUAAAUUUACUUAAUCAUGCAAGGAUAGUUUAGUCAGUAACAGUGCAUGCACGCUUCUCCAUGUUAAGGAGAUUUGUCUGGUAGAUAUUCUUUGAAAUUAUUCUUAGACUUUGUUGACCAUGACCAAUACAUUGUUGACACGUGGAAGACAGUAGUCUUGUCUUAUCUCAUUGAAUUGCAGUGAGUGUUUGAAAAAGUAGACAUUGGAGGUCUGACAGACUCCAGCUUUACGUAAAUGGCUAGAAGAAUUUGCUUAGCUAGCUAUACACUGACGGAACUAUUUACUCAUUUUUAUUUGUUUUAAUAUGUUGAUUUAUAAUUCAGCAUUACAUCUCUUGCUAAGUAAUAAUUGUUACGCAAACUG
Messenger RNA from Rubroshorea leprosula, 1522 nucleotides. NCBI's taxonomy places the organism in Eukaryota, Viridiplantae, Streptophyta, Magnoliopsida, Malvales, Dipterocarpaceae. The record is from the annotation of a GenBank genome assembly.